Molecule: messenger RNA, 5076 nt
Organism: Tupaia belangeri chinensis (Chinese tree shrew)
Lineage: Eukaryota; Metazoa; Chordata; Mammalia; Scandentia; Tupaiidae
Gene: RLIM
Product: ring finger protein, LIM domain interacting
Exons: 6
Coding region: 313-2139 (608 amino acids)
Biological process (GO): protein ubiquitination; ubiquitin-dependent protein catabolic process; random inactivation of X chromosome
Cellular component (GO): nucleus
Molecular function (GO): ubiquitin protein ligase activity
Source: RefSeq, a predicted model, not a curated record
GCGGGGACGGGGGAGACGGGGGGGAGCCUCGGCGGCGGCGGCCGAACCGACCGGGUCGGAUCCUGAGCCUGAAACUUGAAGCAGAGAGUGAAGAUAACUAAAAUCCAGUUUAUUGUAUUUCAAUACUAUGUCAUAAGUCAGGGUGAGACAGACAGACCCCCCACCCCCACCCUCAAACAGGGCUCCCACACCACAAUCCAGCCUCAUCCAGCCCUGGAUCAUGGUCAUCAUACACAGGCUUGCCAUGUUCUGGGAGGUUUCUGAACGUGAACCUGGAACCCCUUUCAUAUAAUUUUCCACUUGUUCAUCAAGAUGGAAAACUCAGAUUCUAAUGAUAAAGGAAGUGGCGAUCAGUCUGCAGCACAACGCAGAAGUCAGAUGGACCGAUUGGAUCGGGAAGAGGCUUUCUAUCAAUUUGUAAAUAACCUGAGUGAAGAAGAUUAUAGGCUUAUGAGAGAUAACAAUUUACUAGGCACCCCAGGUGAAAGUACUGAGGAAGAGUUGCUAAGAAGACUACAGCAAAUUAAAGAGGGUCCGCCACCACAAAACUCAGAUGAAAAUAGAGGUGGAGACUCGUCAGAUGAUGUGUCUAAUGGUGACUCUAUAAUAGACUGGCUUAACUCUGUCAGACAAACUGGAAAUACAACAAGAAGUGGGCAGAGAGGAAACCAAUCUUGGAGAGCAGUGAGCCGGACUAAUCCAAACAGUGGUGAUUUCAGAUUCAGUUUAGAGAUAAAUGUUAACCGUAAUAAUGGGAGCCAAAAUCCAGAAAAUGAAAAUGAGCCAUCUGUAAGACGUUCUAGUGGAGAAAACGCAGAGAACAGCCAAAGGCAAGUGGAAAAUCCACGUUCUGAACCAACAUUGGCAAGGCCAUCUAGAUCAGAACAAAAUUCAACUGAAGCAUUAACAGGAGAAGUUCCACCUACUAGAGGUCAGAGGAGGGCAAGAAGUAGGAGCCCAGACCAUCGGAGAACCAGAGCAAGAGCUGAAAGAAGUAGGUCACCUUUGCACCCUAUGAGUGAGAUUCCACGACGAUCUCAUCAUAGUAUCUCAUCUCAAACUUUUGAGCAUCCGUUGGUAAAUGAAACUGAGGGAAGUUCUAGAACUCGUCACCAUGUGACAUUGAGACAGCAAAUAAGUGGACCUGAGUUGUUAAGUAGAGGUCUUUUUGCAGCUUCUGGAACAAGAAAUGUCUCUCAAGGAGCAGGCUCUUCAGACACAGCUGGCAAUGGUGAAUCUACAGGAUCAGGACAGAGACCACCAACCAUCGUCCUUGAUCUUCAAGUAAGAAGAGUUCGUCCUGGAGAAUAUCGGCAAAGAGAUAGCAUAGCAAGCAGAACUCGGUCAAGGUCCCAGACACCAAACAACACUGUCACUUAUGAAAGUGAACGAGGAGGUUUUAGGCGUACGUUUUCACGUUCUGAGCGGGCAGGUGUGAGAACCUAUGUCAGUACCAUCAGAAUUCCUAUUCGUAGAAUCUUAAAUACUGGGCUAAGUGAGACUACAUCUGUUGCAAUUCAGACAAUGUUAAGGCAGAUAAUGACAGGCUUUGGUGAGUUGAGCUACUUUAUGUACAGUGAUAGUGAUUCAGAGCCUAGUGGCUCAGUGCCAAGUCGAAACACAGACAGGGCAGAGUCACGGAAUGGAAGAGGGGGUUCUGGUGGUAGUAGCAGUUCUGGUUCCAGUUCAAGUUCCAGUUCCAGUCCUAGUUCCAGUUCCAGUGGUGAAGGUUCAGAAACUAGCUCAGAGGUAUUUGAAGGCAGUAAUGAGGGAUCAUCAUCAGGUGCCAGGCGAGAGGGUCGACAUAGGGCCCCAGUCACAUUUGAUGAAAGUGGCUCUUUGCCUUUCCUUAGUCUAGCUCAGUUUUUCCUCUUAAAUGAGGAUGAUGAUGACCAACCUAGAGGACUCACCAAAGAACAAAUUGACAACUUGGCAAUGAGAAGUUUUGGUGAAAACGAUGCAUUAAAAACCUGUAGUGUUUGCAUUACAGAAUAUACAGAAGGCAACAAACUUCGUAAACUACCUUGUUCCCAUGAGUACCACGUACACUGCAUCGAUCGCUGGUUAUCUGAGAAUUCUACCUGUCCUAUUUGUCGCAGAGCAGUCUUAGCGUCUGGUAACAGAGAAAGCGUUGUGUAAUUAAGAUCCGAACUCUCGGCUGUGUAGCUGAUAAAGUGAUGGGCUAACAGGAAACUUUUAUGUCCACUUUUUGAGUGGUGCUUAAAUGUAAAGUAAUAACCUGAAUUGAGUCAUUGCUUUCCGAAGGAAUCAUUGUCUCAUCUCCAAUUUCUGUUCCAGAAUAAAAGGAAAUAUUUAAAAAGCAACAUUUUUGAGACCUAAAAAUCUGCUUUCAGUGCCAGUUGGAUUGAUAGCAUCUCUUACUGAUAUUUUACCAUAUAUACUUGUCAGUUUCUCCUUUGUUAUCUAAAAGAUCUGCCUUAGCAAUGGCUCCUAUCUGUUUCAUAUUAUCUUUAAGAGUUUCCCAUGCUGUAGGAGAGAGGGGCAAAGGAAAUUUGCGAUUUAGACUUAAGUUACAGUGUGUUUAUCAGAAGUGAUUAAAGCUGUAUCAUUCCCAGUUAUUAGUUGACACAAAUUCAGCCACAUCCUGAAUCUUGUUUGUUCUUCUUUCAGACUAGGUGAUACUGGACAUGUCAGUGUAAAUAACACUAAGGUUAGGAUCUUCUAAGUGUAUAACUAUCUCCUAAGCCCAUCACUGUGGCACACUGUAGAGUGAGCUUAUAGUUUAAUCGAGAUAUUUAUCUUGUGGAAAUAUUAAAAAAGCCUAUGCUUGUGUAAGUGGAAAAAAAAAUCACAUUUCAUUUGUUUAAAAAUGUAAAGCUAUUUUGUAGAGGCUCAGUACUUUUCCAAUGCACUGUUGUAUUAAUGCAUUAAAAAUUGUAAAGUACCAUGCUUAGAAAUGAGAAAACUGCUUUUUGUGAGCCAACAUAGGAAAAAUACACACCAGACAAAGUACAAAGCUGCUUUCAUGAGUGUGUAGAUGUCAAGAGCAGAACAUAUCUAUAAUAUUUAAUGUAUGUGAACAGCUACUGUGACAUGCAAAAAAGGACAGUGCAGAAUCAAACUGCAUUAAAAAACAAUAAGCAUUGUGUAUUUCAACUUGGAUUUAGGCAGGAUGUAAAAGGUGGGAAGUAUAAAGAAAACUGCUCUGAAGAGUUUAAAGUAAUAGGCAGUAAGAGGCAGAUGUGAACUGGUUUCAUAUAGUAAGAACAGCAGCUUGAAAGUGCUGUCCUAUUUGAAUAGAAGAAACAAAAUCACCAAAUUUGGCAGAACUUUGGUUUAAGAAAAACAAACCACUACCACCUAGCACAAGUUAAAUUAAUGUUUUAUAAGUCUGCUCCUCAAAAAAAAGGAAAGAGACUAUAAAUCACUUUAGCAUAAGAAUUUGGAGUGGUACAGUACAGAUGUAUGUGCUAAUAGGAAAAUCUUAAAUUUAUGUUGCUUUCAAAAUUUGCAUUUAAGGUACCAGUACACACUUGCUGAUAUUUCAGUACUGUUAACACAGACCUAACAUCUCACAUUUAGAGAUCAGUUGAAGAAUUAAGGGAUUUUAACCCUUUGUUGAAGGUGAGUCAUGUUGGGCUAUUUGGAAUUUAAGUUUUAAUUGUGCUGCCCAUAUUUGAAGAUGAGACUGCUGACUCGCUAUCUAUGGACAUGCACUUUAUGUUGUUUUCUUAGUAGUAAGAAUAGAUUCAUGAUAACCUCACUACUCUUGCCUAAUUUCUCUUUUGAGGCCCAUUGGGGUUAGGAUUAGUUUUUGACUGUGGAGCAGAUAUUUGUUUUUCUGGGAAAAGCUAACAGGCCACAGAAGGAUUGAUCAUGUCCUUGGCCUUUAACAAAAUGAGCUAACUACCCAGACAUUAUCAAAUACUCUACAAAAUAAAUCUACUUUAGGAACUAUCUGGCUACCUUCAUUGUUAUCAACUUAGCUAUAAAGGUUAUUUCAAAGCUCAUUCUUUCAUGUGUUCUGGCUUUCAGUCCUACCUAAGUAUCAAGGAAAUUUAAAUUGUAAAUAUGGUAGUUGUUUACUAAGGAUAUGUACUGCUCUUGCAAGAAAAUAAUGUCCAAACAAAGCUUCACUUAUUUUUUUUAAUAUAAGCAGAUUUCACUGUUUAUGGCGCUUGUGUAAUACAUUUUAUCUUUUUUAAAAGUUGUCCAUGUAAAAGUCAGGAUUUCUUUAUAUUCAUGAGCCUCCUUGUCUCCUUUCUUAAGGGUGUAAUCUACGGUUUUCAGAUCUGCAGGGUAGUCCUGAUUGGUUAGAAACAAAUCCUUUUUUCUCUUUGUAUAAGAUGGUCCAUUGUUACUGGGGUGUUUAUUUAAAAUACUUUAAAAACAACUACAGCACAUUCUAAACAUAAAAGAACUGACAACAACUCCCUAACCUCCCAAGAUGUAUUGCUCAUUUGUGAAGUAUUAAAGUUUAAGAGGUAACUCAAGCAAAAUGCUGGUUAUGAAUGUAGGUAUUGAAGUUAUUCAUAAACACUGGAAAUAGACUUAAGUUUUUAGCCUUCAGUAGAAUGUGCACAUAUUUGACAUGUACAUGCGAUCACCUUUAUCAAUAGCACUCACUAAUUUCCAUCAGAUUGUGUAGAAGGAAUUACAAAUAUUUAGUGGAAUUUGCUACUUAAUUUUUUAUUUUGUGAUGUCCAUGACCAAUACAUACUCAUUGUGGACAUUGAAGGCAAGGUCAUUUGUGUUAGGUGUACAGUGGAGAACAAAAUCCUGUUUUUCUGCACUGGCAUCCUAACACCUAUUCUUGAGGGAGCAUUUUCUUGCAAAAGAUUUUACAUUUCAUUUUGUAUCUUUGCACUUUUUCUUUAUUACAGAAAAGUUCUGUCUUUAAGACCUAGUUUGAACUUCAUGCAGUAAUAAGAAUAAAAAACAAUAUUGGGAGAUUACAUUGUUCAAAGCAUAGGGGGAAAGUACUAAAACCUAAAUUUCCUUGAAUAUUUCAGAUUUUUUUAAAAAAUUCACUUACUAAUCUAAUAUGUUUGAAGUGUUUUGUUUAACUCCAAGCAGCUGACAAGGUUGAGAUUUAUUAGUACUAGAAACCAAAUU